This is a messenger RNA of Dacryopinax primogenitus, 541 nucleotides long. RefSeq lists its product as uncharacterized. The record is from RefSeq and is a predicted model, not a curated record. The transcript has 3 exons. Bases 22 to 540 code for a protein of 172 amino acids. NCBI's taxonomy places the organism in Eukaryota, Fungi, Basidiomycota, Dacrymycetes, Dacrymycetales, Dacrymycetaceae.
CCUGAAUCGGACGAUGAUGCAAUGCUUGACAUGAGCAGUGAGGCCAAGGGCUCAAAUAUCGAGAUUUCCCAGUUGUAUUCACUCUGCAAUCGGCUUUAUGGCAACUGUGAUUCUCUCCAAUGGAGCUUUGGGCCAGAAGGUGGUGCUGCAGCAGGUAAAAAGCUACCCUUAUUAUUACACUCCCAAACGGCAACAAACGUCUGUUCAAAUCCCGAGGCCAUUGGAGAAAGAAAGCGCAGGCGAAGGCAUCCGCGGCAUUGGUUGCCAUUGAAUCAGGAGCGAUUGAUUUCCUGGCUACCGGUAGCGAUGAGAAAGCCCGGAUUCAAGGCCCUGUUUCCGAAAACGUUGAAGCAGAUGGAAAAACUUCAGAGGAUAAGUCUUGUGAAGAGCGUAUCAUCGAUCAAUGCCAAACCUGGCGGAAGGGAAAAGUCCAGCCUGUCUACACGUACACAAUUGACUCGAAGCAGGGAAUUGGCUUUGGAUGUGCCCUAUCCAUCUAUUUAUCAAAGGUCAUACAGCGAUCAUGGAGCAUACGCAUAGC